UGCUGUGAUCUAUUCCGGGUUUUUUCCGUCGGCUCUGGACUGAUCCAUUCCUGCUUUUCAGGUGCGUUCUUGCCUGAUCCACCCCGGUUUUUCAUGUGCGCUCCGCAAGCUCACUGACGCUUUCAUCCUCACUGAAUGAACUCAACGCUAACCAUAAACGCAAAGUCAUACCAAACAACGGAGUCGUACUGUGUGGAGCUGCACUGACAUUGUUCAUAGUCUGAAGACAUUUUCACGGCCGUAUUUUUUAACAUAGUCAGUGUAGGUUGUUGAAUAUGGAGGUCAGUACCAACGCGAAGUUGUUUCUGGAUCACGCUACGACUCUGAAGCUGCACACAGGGAACUUAGUGAACCGCUGUCGGCUCAAGAAUAAAUGUCCGUCUUCGCCAAGUGAGGAGCUUCAAGAUUGCAUAAGAGGAACACUUAGUGAGUGGCUUGCGACGUUACCCAAAACACCCCAACGAGAUUUGCCCAGCACUCUGGACUGCACUAUCCCACAGAAUACAGAACUGAUCACACCAGAGGAGAGAGAGGAACUGAGGGUGUCUGUCAAGCUGUUUCUCACUGAGUCUGAUUGCUCAUCUAUAAAAAAUGCAGUGGACCUGGCAUGUGUGUCGUUAGGUGUGUCUCAGCUGGAUUCAGUUAUCAUCGCUCCUCCUCCACUGCCCGAGGGUGAGACUCUGACUCUGGCUCACCUGCAGCCACUGUGGGCCGAGCUGGAAAAAAUCGUUAAGAGCCAAAAAGCUGCUUCCAUCGGCACCUCAGACCUGGACAAGACUCAGCUAGAGGAGCUGUACAACUGGGCACAGGUUAAACCGAGCAGUAACCAGGUAAAUCUGGCUUCCUGUUGCGUGAUGCCUCCUGAUCUCACUGCAUUCGCUAAAGAGUUCGACAUCCAGCUGCUGACACACAAUGACUCCAAAGAGCUUCUCAGUUCAGCAGGCUUUCAGGAGGCCAUGCAGGAGAGCUGCAAGGACCUGCACGUGGCAGACUGGCGGCUCGAGUGGGUCUUGCGCUACUCCAUCAUUGUCAAGAGCCGAGGCAUCAUCAAAGCCAAAGGAUACCUCGUUCAUGCACGGAAGAGCACCAAAUAGCACCUCGUCAUCUGAGUCAAUCACAGUGCACCUCAUUUCUGGAAUUUCCAAAAUACAUAGAUUUUUAGCUUGCUAUUACUUUCAUCAAUGAAAUGUAUAUGUGAUUCAUUUUUCCCCAUCAGUGAAGGCUGAAAUUCAGCUGACCUCAAUCAUGCUGUGAAAUAUUUUUCCAAGCGCUUGAUUGUUUAGUCCUGAAAAUCUGAUCUGUCCAACCUUUGUAUCAUACACCUCUACAGCUUGCACUAUGUUAAUGAUUUUACAUUAUGUAGAUAACUAACUAACAGGGUUGAUGUACCACGCAUGUGUUUAUGUGCCUCAGACUUUUGUCAGUAAUUUCUUGGUUUCUUUUCAGGCAGUAAUGAAAAAAAGAAACGCUGCAUAAUACUGAGAUUUAGCAAAAUGAUUGGGGGGGGGGUUCUAAAUUAUGGUAAAUGGGUUCAUAAGUAAUCUUAAAAAAUGAAAAGGUGUAUAUGUUUUGGAAAGCACAUAGUUUUACAUUGAGAUAAAGAAAAUCUGAUGCAGUUUUCUUGUGCAUUUGACCUGGUAGCUAAGAGUGGUAUAGUUUACUAAGAAUGGGUUUUUACAUGAUGCUUCAUAAUUAUCAUUUUAUUUAGUUUGUCCUUUUCUAGAAUGUCUAUAUUAAAACCCUGUUGGUGCUUUGUGUCAUUCAUGGUGUGUAACCUUAGCCUUAAAACAUGUGUUAGAUGUGGUUACUUGUCAUUUCCUGAUUCUGAGAUUCAAAUAUUGCAUCAGUCAUUUGCAAAUGUUUUACAUACAUGAAAACUAGCAUGUGUUCAUUGUAUAUGAAGAAAUGGCAAGAUACCACAAUAAGGAAAUGAUUUCUUUCAAUAUUAAGUUGAACCAAAAUACUUGUUUAUUUAUUUGUCACAGACACAUGAGGGUCCAGUAAUUGGCUACUGUACAUGUAAUUAUGGUUUUAAAAUGUUCCGUUUCACAUUUUUAAUUGGGUUCAUAAAGAUAACAUUCAAA
This is a messenger RNA of Pangasianodon hypophthalmus (striped catfish), 2084 nucleotides long. It is a transcript of the gene gclm, whose product is annotated as glutamate-cysteine ligase, modifier subunit. Gene Ontology annotation, biological process: glutathione biosynthetic process. Gene Ontology annotation, molecular function: glutamate-cysteine ligase catalytic subunit binding; enzyme regulator activity. Gene Ontology annotation, cellular component: glutamate-cysteine ligase complex. The coding region runs from base 276 to 1094 and encodes 272 amino acids. The record is from RefSeq and is a predicted model, not a curated record. The transcript is spliced from 7 exons. NCBI's taxonomy places the organism in Eukaryota, Metazoa, Chordata, Actinopteri, Siluriformes, Pangasiidae.